UUCCAAAGCGCCAAAAUCAAAACAUGUCGCGCUAGGUUUUGAUCCAAAACAACUCUAUAUAAAGCCACAAAACUUGCAAGACCUGGACUCCAAAAUUUGCGAUCGUUCUCAUAUCUGAGUUUUCUUCUGCUGCUAAAAAGGUUUUGCAAUCAUUCUUGUCGUUGAGUUUUCUUCUGGGGACCCUCUCUACUACCGCUGAAAAGAAAUGAGUAGACUUGGAGGAAACGAGGUCAAAAACCGAAAACCAAAUGGAAAGAAUGAAGGAAAGAGCAAAGGAAAGGCUGAAGGCAAGAACUAUUUGUAGUGGAAUUUAGAUAUGGAGCAUGCUUUGGCUAAUAUACUUCGUGAGGAACGAGGUCUGGGCCAUAAAGGAGAUAAUGGUUGGAAAGCUGUAGCUUAUAAUACAGCUGCUGAUAUUUUAUCUGCACAGUUUGAUAUUCAAAUAUCUGCUGACAAUAUAAAAAACCGUGUGAAAUCAUGGAUAAAGUUCUACGGAAUUGUUAGUGAUAUCUUAAGCCAAAGUGGAUUUAGCUGGGAUUCCUCAACACAAAUGAUAAGCAUUGAUGAAAACAGUGUAUGGGAAGAAUAUGUGAAGUCUCAUGAUGAAGCUAUAAUCUUUCGGUUUAAAAGAAUCCCAAAUUGGGAUGAUAUAGUUGAUUUGUGUGGCAAAGAUAGAGCCAUUGGAGAGGGUGCUGAAACAGGUUUCGAAGCCACUGAGGUUAUGACUCCUCCUGCUAAUGAAGAUAAUCAUGUCGAUUUGGAAGGUGAUGACCAAGCAUCAGAAGAUAUUCACAUCAUUGAGAACAUUUCACCGAACCAAGCAAGUUCUCAGAAAAAGAGAAAUGAAGCAAUAGUCUCUUCUAGUGUACCUCCUCCAAAGAGAAGAGUUACAACUAAAGAUGUCUUGGGUACUUCUGUGGAUAGAAUGGCUUCAUCUUUUGAAGAACUCAUUCGCGCUACUACAAAAAGUCUUGCCCCGAAAGAUGUAUGGACAGAAAUCAUGGCAAUAACAGAUCUUUCUAGAGAAGAACAAAUAAAAGCAUGCGCUUGGUUUAUAGAGAACGACAAACAGUUUCUCAUGUUGAAAGAAGUCCCAGUGGAAAUGAAAAAAGAUAUGGUGUUGAUAUUUAUUUCAUAUGGAUCUGCAUAGGAUCUCUUGUUAACAUGAUAAGAGCUGGUACUUUUUUUUUUUUUUUAGAAAAUUAUUUUUGCUCAUUUAGUAUUGUUAGAACAUAAAUUUGG
Rosa chinensis is the source of this 1242-nucleotide messenger RNA. RefSeq lists its product as uncharacterized. Lineage: Eukaryota; Viridiplantae; Streptophyta; Magnoliopsida; Rosales; Rosaceae. The record is from RefSeq and is a predicted model, not a curated record. Bases 317 to 1150 code for a protein of 277 amino acids. The transcript is spliced from 4 exons.